AGUACCAAGUGAACAGCAGACUAGCAGCCAUUAAACAGUUCAAUUGGAAUUCAGCGUGAAGUCGACAUUUUGAUUAGUUACAUAACAGAAAUUAAAUAAAAUAGAAAACAAAUUAGGAAAAAACAAUAAAGACCGACAGUUUCUUGUUUAGGGUUUAUAUUUGUCCGGAAGUAAAGCUAUAACUUUUCCAAACUCGAGUCAUCAAUCGGUUUCUUGUUUCGCUGAUCUUCAGCGAUUCUACGACGUCAUCUCCGAUCAGGUUGGAGGGGAUUAUGUUUGCUGGAUACAUUCUGAGGGCGGUUUGUGAUCUUUAUAGGUUGUGUUAUAUUGGUGCUUUUGCUGAAGAAUUUCUGUUUGACCACCCUUUUUUUAGUAGUAGCUAUGCUACCCACUGGGUUGAAAGAUAAUCAACUCCGCGAGAGCAACAGUCAAAAGGUCCAUCCUCAACCCAUGGAAGAGUCAAUCAAUCAAAAUCCUGAAGCUGUGGAAGCCUUGAUAUCCAAAAUAUUUACGAACAUCUCAUCCUUAAAGUCAGCUUACAUCCAGCUUCAAACAGCUCAUACUCCUUAUGAUCCUGAAAAAAUCCAAGCUGCUGACAAACUAGUAAUUUCUGAGCUGAAGAACUUAUCUGAGCUCAAGCACUUUUACAGGGAAAACUAUCCGAAGCCUGUAUGUGUUUCUCCUCAGGACUCUCGCUUAGCUGCAGAGAUCCAAGAACAGCAGAGCCUGCUGAAGACGUAUGAGGUUAUGGUGAAAAAAUUCCAGUCGGAGAUUCAGAAUAAAGAUUCUGAGAUUCUUCAGUUGCAGCAGCACAUUGAGGAGGCAAGUCAGAAGCGAUCUAAACUGGAAAAGAAUCUCAAGCUUAGGGGCCUGUCAACCAAAGAAUCAGAAGCUUCUGGAGAUGAAAAUGGAUAUUUUCCUGUAGAUCUCACCCCUGAGCUCUUCAUAUCUGCUGUGGAAGCAUCUUUCAAAGCUAUUCAUGAUUUUUCUAAACCUUUGAUCAACAUGAUGAAAGCAGCUGGGUGGGACCUUGAUGCUGCUGCUAACUCCAUUGAACCUGAUGUUGUUUAUGCAAAGAGAGCCCACAAAAAGUAUGCAUUUGAAUCUCAUAUAUGUCAAAGGAUGUUCAGUGGGUUUCAGCAGGAAAGCUUUUCAAUAAAAUCAGAUGACGUGACAUUCUCCAAAGAGAGUUUCUUUCCCCAGUAUCUUGCACUAAAGGAGAUGGAUCCAUUAGAUGUGUUAGGUCAGAAUCCAGAUUCCAGUUUUGGCAAAUUUUGCAGGAGCAAAUACCUGGUGGUGGUUCAUCCAAAGAUGGAAGCUUCGUUCUUUGGAAAUUUGGAUCAGCGAAAUUAUAUAAUGGGAGGCGGGCAUCCAAGAACCCCCUUUUACCAAGCUUUCUUAAAGUUGGCCAAGUCUAUAUGGCUUCUGCACAUGCUGGCAUUUUCUUUUGAUCCUAAUGUUAAGGUCUUUCAGGUUAAGAGGGGAAGUGAGUUCUCAGAGGUUUACAUGGAAAGUGUUGUAAAGAAUCUGAUUUUGGAUGAAAAUCAAAAACCUAGAGUAGGGCUAAUGGUCAUGCCAGGUUUCUGGAUAGGGGGCAGUGUGAUUCAGAGCCGGGUUUAUCUUUCAGGUGUGAAGGUUGCCGAGUAACUACUAGUCCUUGAAUAACCUUUGUUGUAAUGUCUUUUUGUGGUGUGUUUCAAUCUAAUGAUGUAUUUCCUUUGCUUAUAGCGUGUUGUAAGCUUUGUAAUUGUAUUGUUAAAUCGUAUGAGGUGAAAUUAGCAUUCAUGUCAAGUAAAAAAGUGUUGGUCUCUCUCGUUA
Messenger RNA from Ricinus communis (castor bean), 1818 nucleotides. Its product is annotated as protein GRAVITROPIC IN THE LIGHT 1. The record is from RefSeq and is a predicted model, not a curated record. The coding region runs from base 382 to 1647 and encodes 421 amino acids. Gene Ontology annotation, biological process: negative gravitropism; response to red or far red light. The transcript is spliced from 3 exons. Lineage: Eukaryota; Viridiplantae; Streptophyta; Magnoliopsida; Malpighiales; Euphorbiaceae.